Molecule: messenger RNA, 1875 nt
Organism: Aspergillus sclerotioniger CBS 115572
Lineage: Eukaryota; Fungi; Ascomycota; Eurotiomycetes; Eurotiales; Aspergillaceae
Product: nucleobase cation symporter-1 family protein
Exons: 3
Coding region: 93-1688 (531 amino acids)
Biological process (GO): nucleobase transport; transmembrane transport
Cellular component (GO): plasma membrane
Molecular function (GO): nucleobase transmembrane transporter activity
Source: RefSeq, a predicted model, not a curated record
UGCUUUUUCUUCUUUACCCGCAGUUUUGCAUCGGAUGGUUCUUGACCCUCCAACUUCAUCCAUUGCAUCUCGACGGGUGUGGAGAACCAAGUAUGAAGUUCGAACGGCCUCAUCUUCGGGUGGCGCACUCGCGCUCUGCGUUCGCCGAUGGAAGCUCUCGCUGGACCAACCUUGAUCUGGACCCGGUUCCUCUCCAUCGUCGGAAAUGGGGGGCGCUUAGCUUCAUCUCGUACUGGGUUUCAGACGCAUUCAACGCAGCUACAUGGCAGUUUGCCAGCAGUAUCUUGGCUGUAGGCCUCAGCUGGCGCGAGUCGCUCAUCAUCGUCGCCAUUUCUUUCUUCAUCAUAUCUUUCGUCAUCGCGGCUAACGGCGCCGUGGGCGCGCUCUAUCAUAUUCCUUUCCCCGUGAUUGCACGAGCCAGUUGGGGUUUCUGGGGGUCAUACGUUGCUAUCAUAUCUCGAGUCAUUCUGGCACUGUUCUGGUUCGCCAUCCAGAAUGUCAACGGUGGAAAUGCCGUGCGGGCGAUGAUCGGAGCCAUCUGGCCUAGCUUCUUGAAGGUGAAGAACGAGAUCCCCGAGGAUCAAGGUAUUACUACAAAUGGCAUGGUUGGGUACUUGAUCUUCUGGUUAUUUCAGCUCCCGUUUCUUUGCAUCCACCCAAACAAAGUGCGGUGGCUAUUUGUGGUCAAGUCAGUCCUGGUUCCCAUCUCAUGGAUUGCGAUUUUGAUCUGGGCGUUUGUGGCCGAGGGCGGAGGUACAAUGUUCAAAGAGAAAGCGACCGUUUCUGGGUCACAGUACAGUUGGGUAUUCCUGGCGAGCAUGACUUCGGUUCUUGGCAACUAUGCCACGCUCAGUGUGAACCAGUCCGACUUUUCUCGAUACUCGCGUGUCACGGCCAAAUGGCAGCUGCUAUACGUGCCUAUGCUGCCUAUUGUCUUCACGUUCAUCUCAUUCAUCGGCAUCGCCGCCUCCUCCGCUGGAUACGCCCGUUAUGGCGGGUCUAUCCCAUGGGAUCCGAUCGAGCUGAUCAGCCACUGGUCUAGCCGAGCCUGCCGCUUCUUUGCGGCGUUUUCAUUUGCCCUGGCUUCUCUAGGUGUCAACAUAUCCGCGAAUUCAAUUUCAGCGGCUAACGAUCUGAUGGCCCUGUUCCCCGGGCAUGUCAACCUGCGCCGAGGGCAAAUCAUCUGCGGCCUUCUGUCCUGGGCUCUGGUGCCGUGGAAGAUCCUUGAAUCUGCGGACAGCUUCAUGAACUUCAUGUCUGCGUAUGCGAUCUUCCUGGGACCGAUAGCGGCGAUCAUGCUGUGGGACUUUUGGCUGCUGAAGCGCGGGAAGUACGACACGCUGGCUCUAUACCAGCCAAACAACCCAGUAUACAAGUACUCCGAGUGGGGCGUGAACUGGCGUGCCAUCGUCGCGUUCAUAGUCGGCGUGGUGCCGAGUCUGCCGGGGCUGAUCAACUCAGUCAACAGCAGUAUCUCGGUGGGAGUGGGGGUCCACCCAUACCAGUUCGGUUGGCUACUGGGGUUCGUAGGGACCACCGUAGUUUAUGUCGGGCUGUCGUGGUGGUUCCCUCCCCGGCACGCUCUCAUCGAGAGGGCUGUUUUGGCGGAGGAGAUCUACGAUGGACAGGAUGUUGGUGCUGGUUCGGAGGAGACGUUUGAUAACAUGCAGGAGAAGACCAAAGUAUAAAUAGUCAUACUUUUAAUCUAAUCAUCAAGCACAUAGCACACACACAAUAUAACAAAUCUAUACCAUACACCCGUAGCAGACAAAGAAACGGACCCAAAAACAAUCCACACAACGCCAGAAUGAACACAACCCAUCAACCCUCCCAAUCGACGCCCCUGGCCUCCUUCAACACCUUACUCACAGCGGA